CCUGUCAAAAUACAAAACACCUUCAUUUUAUAAUAAUAAAAUAUUUACAAAAUAAAUAUGGAAUCAUAUCUAAAUGAAAAAGUAUGCUAAUAAACACUAAUCAAGAAAAAUCGUAACAUUUCAAGGAUUAAACAUAUGAAUAAAAAUAUUUUGAAAACAAUGGUUAAAUCAGAAAAACUUAUGUCUCAUUCCAGUAGUACAGGUACGGUUACCAGAUUUCAUUCAUUCCACGGCGAAAAUAUAGUGCUUUCUGAAGAUAACACCGUCGCUUAUCGCAAGAAAAGUUUCGCAAAUGCAGUUACUUUCAGUGAAAAACCAUUACAACCUUGUGAAAUAUUCUUGCUUGAAAUUGAACAAAAUGAAAGUGGUUGGAGUGGACAUAUGCGUUUGGGACUUACUCAAUUAGACCCACAUACUAUAUGCCAAACUGGUAUUAUUCCGCCCUAUGCUUUACCUGACUUAGCAAAUAUCGGAUUGUCUUGGAUUUAUGGUAUUACAAAAGCAAGUAAUCAGAUGUAUAGUGUUUCUUAUAAUCGUGCAACAAGUCUAAAAUCAAUAACUAGUGAUAAUGGGGUUAUAAGAACUGGUCGUGGUUUAGUACCCCUCAGUAUGUUAAAACCAACAAAACAUAGUGUUAGCAUUUUACCUACAGAUACAUUUAGUCGUAUUGGUGUUAUGUAUAUUCCUACAAAUGAUAGAGAGGCAAAUAUGCAUUAUAUUAUUAAUGGGGAAGAUCAAGGAGUUUGUGUUCGACAUAUUCCUUUUACUGAUGCACCGUUGCAUGUAGUUGUAGAUGUUUAUGGAACAACUAAGAAAAUUCGGAUUAUCCAAUUAUAUGGAGUUCCAACACUUCAGUCGGCUUGUCGUGAUGCUAUUUUACAACAUAUAACAAAAAAAGGUGUUUCAUCUCUUCCUUUACCAAAAGUAUUGAAAGAAUAUCUCUUAUAUAAAACAUAAAAAAUAAGAAAUGAAAGAAAAUGACAACAAAUUUUAAAAUA
This is a messenger RNA of Onthophagus taurus, 998 nucleotides long. RefSeq names its product neuralized-like protein 2. Gene Ontology annotation, molecular function: ubiquitin protein ligase activity. Gene Ontology annotation, biological process: intracellular signal transduction. The record is from RefSeq and is a predicted model, not a curated record. Lineage: Eukaryota; Metazoa; Arthropoda; Insecta; Coleoptera; Scarabaeidae.